Messenger RNA from Ctenocephalides felis (cat flea), 780 nucleotides. Its product is annotated as ovarian-specific serine/threonine-protein kinase Lok-like. Bases 1 to 780 code for a protein of 259 amino acids. The record is from RefSeq and is a predicted model, not a curated record. Gene Ontology annotation, biological process: protein phosphorylation. The transcript has 3 exons. Gene Ontology annotation, molecular function: protein kinase activity; ATP binding; protein binding. Lineage: Eukaryota; Metazoa; Arthropoda; Insecta; Siphonaptera; Pulicidae.
AUGUCUGUUGAACACCUACAAUUUAUAUCUAGGACACAUUUUAAACUUAAACGAGACAGUAGGAAUUCUCCUUUUUAUUUAGAAGAUUUUUCUCGAAAUGGAACAUUCAUAAAUGGUGAAAAAGUUGGCAAAGGAAACCGAAGAAUAUUGCAAAAUGAAGAUGUUAUAGCAAUAGAUCAUCCAUUCAUAGUUAGUGUCUACAACAUUGUUGAAACUCCUGAAGCAGUAUUUUUGGUAUUGGAACUUAUGAAUGGAGGUGAUUUAUAUAAUAAAAUUAAAGAGUCAAAAUAUCUGAAAAAACCAAUUGUUAAGAAUAUUAUAUACCAAAUAGCUGUUGCUGUUAAUUACUUACAUCGGCAGAACAUUACACAUAGAGAUUUAAAACCUGAGAAUAUUCCGUUACAAAGAAAUACUAUCAGAGAAUUGUUACUAUCAAACUAUCAGACAGCUGAUCAAAUUUGCAAAGGAAAAUACUCUUUCAAACAAUGUAUUUGGUCUUCGGUUAGUGCUGAAUGCAAAGAUUUAAUUUCUAAAAUGUUAAAAGUAGAUCCAAAAACUAGAUAUAGCAGUUCCGAAGUUCUUAAUCAUAAAUGGUUACAGGAUCCCGAUGUUAUUAAGCGUUACAAUAAUUUAUUAAAUCAGGAAAAUGAAAAACAGGAAAUUACUGUUUCUGAUUUGGAAGAUUCAAUAAAUGAACAUUGUAAUAAUUCUUGUCCUGAAAAUUGUCUAGAUAUAAUAGAACCACCUGCCAAACGUCAUCGAAGUCUACUUAUUUUUUAG